GACAGCCCUACCCCUCCCACAGCCAGCGAAGACUACCCCAGUGCUCUCCUGUUCACCUCAGUCACCCCGUCCCCCUGUCCCCUACGUCCGUCCCUGGACCAGGACAGCCCAGACCACCUACUCCCCUCCUCACCGAGCCCUGCCUCCCCAUGGACCAGGACAGCCCAGACCACCUGCUCCCCCUCCUCACCGAGCCCUGCCUCCCCAUGGACCAGGACAGCCCAGACCACCUGCUCCCCCUCCUCACCGAGCCCUGCCUCCCCCUGGACAGUGACAUGCCCACAGCCACACCCAGGCUCCGCCCAGAGGGGCAUCGUUUCGCAGUGUGCCACAGCAACAUAACUCCUGCAGGAUGGUCUUGAAUUUGGAGAUUCCAAGUCCACCCCAGAAGCCUCUACCUACCGACCCCCUGGGCAGGAAUACCCAGAAGCCUCUACCUGCCGACCUCCUGGGCAGGAAUAUCCAAAAGCCUCUAUCUGCCGACCAAAUGAGCAGGAAUACCCAGAAGCCUUUACCUGCCUACCCCCUGAGCAGGAAUACCCAGAAGCCUUUACCUGCUAACCCUAACCCUAACUCCCCCGGAAGGAGUGGUCAUCUGAUUCGUAGCCCCAUUGCUGUCGGUGUCCCAAUCCCUGUACCAGUCCCCGGUGUCCCCAGGCCGCUGAGACCUGUUCCACACCACAACAGAUCUGUUCCUAAGCAACCCCCAACACUACCUAAGCCUCGUGUGAUCGUCCACGCCAAGUUCAGCAGCUGAGAGCAGCUGGACUAAACUUGAAGGGGAUUUAAAGAACGUUCUUUCCGUGAGACGAUAAAGACAUUUCACUUGCACUAUGAAACUCUGAAAACCUUAAUGAUGUGGUGUCUCUGAGUUUUGAAUAAUGGGGGACGGACUGUUGGGCGGUUGGCGUGUCAGCGAGUCAGCCCCCCGUCUGUUGGUGCUCUGAUGUCAGAGAGGUGCUAUAGGUCUGAGCUCAGGUACACGUAUGUAAAGUAUGUAUGUUUUGUGUAUUUAUUCAUUAGUUACCACACAGUGCACUGUGCCAGACACUUGGGAUUUCACCUGUAGUCUUUGUUUAUUUUAUUUUAUAUAUUUUUUUUUUCUACUGUUAGCCAUUUGAUUUCAAUCAUGGGGAUAUUUUUAACGUGUUUCGAUGGACAGGAAGUAAGGGGAAAGGUCCAGCUUAACAAACGCCUGUCUCUGGAGAUCUGGGAAGUUGUAAAGACCCUAACGUGGCGUUCAAUGACCUGGAUUCAGAACAAAGGGAAAGACGUCUCCAAACAUCAGACAGGAGACUUUCUUCUGCACUUCCUCCGUACAGUAUACAGCCACCUGUUGUAAGACAACGGCAUCACUGGUAAACCCUGUCGUAGGUCUUCCUCCGUACAGUAUACAGCCACCUGUUGUAAGACAACGGCAUCACUGGUAAACCCUGUCGUAGGUCUUCCUCCGUACAGUAUACAGCCACCUGUUGUAAGACAACGGCAUCACUGGUAAACCCUGUCGUAGGUCUUCCUCCGUACAUCACUGGUAAACCCUGUCGUAGGUCUUCCUCCGUACAGUAUACAGCCAGCUGUUUCUCCCUCUGUGACCGUACUGUGUAUGUGUAUGCACUGAUGCUGAGAGACUGAGCCCUGAGGAACACCAAUAACAACCGUACACCAACCUUACAACAACCAUACAGCAACUAUACACCAACCUUACACCAACUUAUCACCAACCAUACACCAACUAUACACAAACCUUACACCAACUUAUCACCAACCUUACAACAACCAUACACCAACCAUACACCAACCUUACAACAACCAUACACCAACUAUACACCAACUCAUCACCAAACAUACACCAACCUUGCAACAACCAUACACCAACUAUACACCAACCUUACACCAACUAUACACCAACCAUACACCAACCUUACACCAACUAUACACCAACCAUACACCAACCUUACACCAACUAUACACCAACCACACACCAACCUUACACCAACUAUACACCAACCAUACACCAACCUUACAACAACCAUACACCAACUAUACACCAACUCAUCACCAAACAUACACCAACCUUGCAACAACCAUACACCAACUAUACACCAACCUUACACCAACUUAUCACCAACCUUUCAACGACUACACACCAACUCAUCACCAACCAUACACCAACCAUACACUAACUUAUCACCAACCAUACACCAACUUAUCACCAACCAUACACCAAUCUUUCAACGACUACAGUGCCUUACAAAAGUAUUCAUCCCCCUUGGUGUUUUUCCUAUUUUGUUUCAUCACAACCUGUAAUUUAAAUAGAUUUUUAUUGGGAUUUCAUGUAAUGGACGUACACAAAAGAGUCCAAAUUUGUGAAGUGAAAUUAUAAAAAAUAAAAAAAAUGUAAGGUGGUGUGUAUUUACCCACUUUGCUAUGAAGCCUCUAAAUAAGAUCUGGUGCAACCAAUUACCUUCAGAAGUCACAUAAUUAGUUAAAUAAAGUCCACCUGUGUGCAA
Oncorhynchus nerka (sockeye salmon) is the source of this 2510-nucleotide messenger RNA. RefSeq lists its product as uncharacterized. Lineage: Eukaryota; Metazoa; Chordata; Actinopteri; Salmoniformes; Salmonidae. The transcript is spliced from 3 exons. The coding region runs from base 353 to 757 and encodes 134 amino acids. The record is from RefSeq and is a predicted model, not a curated record.